GUUUACAGGUGUGCACUCCAUGUCCAGCUGUUUAUUGGCCACUUUGGUGGAAUACAAUCCUAAGGUGCAUAGUGUUCAAAUUUGAUCCAGAAGAUUAGAUCUGGCCUGCUUACUUUAUCUGAAGUACAUUGACCAUGGAAUGUGAAGAAUAAUGGGAGAGAGUGGAAAUGUGAAGUCAGGAGAUGGAGACAUAUGGGUUAACAUAGUAGUCAUCAUCUUCAAAUAGUUGGGCCAAGGCCAGGGAUUUUAGCUCAGUGGUUCCAGCCCCUGCUUCGCAAGCACAAGUUCCUGAGUUCGAUCCCCGGUACCAAAAAACAAAACAAAACAUAAGAAAGAAGCCAAAUAUUGGGCCAAAUUUAAAGUAGUGGAGUUAUCAUAACUUUCUAUGAUAGCCCAUGUUGUGUUUCCCAGAUGCAGUGUGUGCGUUUAUCUUCGCUCUCACCCUCUUUUUCUAUUUGCUCAGUCCAAGCUCACUCUGCAGGACAGUUUCUCUCCCACUCUUCAUUUUUGCUUUCUUGAAUAAACUUUGCCACUGCUUCUUGCUCGUUUCAUUCAGUUCUUUGUUUGAGGUGAGAAGAAUUUGGAAUGUAACUCCAGAAGGAGAGGGGAGUAAACCAGAACUUGGUAAUGUUUAGUUGGCGAGCCACUUUUUAGAAACAAACUACCUGAUAACAGCCUUGAAAUGAAAUGCAUUAUCUCACCUGAACCAAUUAGUACCCUCAGCCCCCUUGUGGGGUGCUAGAGGAAAACAACAACAACUAAAUCUUGGCGAAGAGGUUCCUAUUGGUGAUUAUAAAAAGAGACACAACACAGCAGGCACUUUUUCUACCUGGGUCUGCAGUUUCCAGUUUUGCUCUAAAUGACCAGCUCCUGCCGCUUCGGAUUCCCAUGGAUUGCAUUUUUGUGACAUGUUCCUGGACUUUCCUCCUCCCUGCAGUUUUUUCCUUUGUAAAGAUGAAUGAAGAGCCCAUAACUUUUCCUACACUAAACAAGAACUCUGCGGCGAAGCCCACCAGAAAAAAAGAUAUUAAAAAUAAAUGUAGUUCAAAUGAAUUGCCAGUCAUCACAAAGGAGGCAAAACACCACAAACAUAAAAAGCACAAAACCACAGCAGACAAUAUCACCAGCAAAAGAGAUUCCUCACAUCUGCCAUGGAGGCUCAUUUCUAGUGUACUUCAUGUCAAGUUCCUUCUUCUGAUGGCUGGAACCAUUGUGGCUGUUUUGACUGCAAACUCAUCUCCCAAAACAACAUUUCCUACAAUCCAGCAAGAAGGACCUCACUGUCAGCCUUGUCCCAAGGACUGGGUCUGGUUCAGAUGCAGUUGUUAUUACUUCUUUAAGGAGAAGCUAACUUGGAGCAAGAGUCAACAUACCUGCUCAUCUCUAAACACCAGUCUUGUGAAAAUAAACAGAGAGGAAAUGAAAUCUUUCUUCUGGGCUGGAAUUUACUAUAAGAAAAUUAAAAGUCAAUGGUACUGGGAAAAUAAUUCAGUUCUACCCUGGGAUACUGCCAAAGAUCCAACCCUGGACUUCAUACAUUUGAGGCCUGAACUGCAACAAGCCUGUUUAUCUUACAGAUCCAAAGAACUAUAUAUAGCUGAACACUGUGGAAUUCCUCAGAACUACAUUUGUAAGAAUCAUUUUAUUUCUCCUAUGAAAUCAUGAGAAAAUAAAAUACAAUUUUUGUCACCCUAAAAAAACAUUGAUAAAGUAGUGCGAAGUGGGAGACACAGGUCCCCAAGCAAAGUCUAACGUGGGUCCCUAUGGUUAACAAAAGAACUGCUCGCUCCAUAACCUAGAGAUUUGCUUUGGGUACACAUGAAUGAAGUCCACGGGAGAAGUGCAGAGGGAAAAGUGUAACUUUUCUUCAGUGGAAUGCUCACGUUUAUUAAUGAACAAGUGGCCUUCCACAGGAUACCUGCUAAUUUAUUUAUUUGUUUGUUUGUUUUGAGACAGGGUUUUGCUAUGUAGACCAGGCUGGCCUCGAGCUCACUGCAGUCCUCCUGCUUCUGCCUCCCUGAGAGCUGGGAUUACAGAUGUGUACCCCGUCCCUGGCUAGGAUGCUUUUUAUAGGCAUGGAUGUUCUGAAAAGGCUUCCACAGAUGUGCUGAGCAGGUGAGGACUGAGAAGGCUGAGCAGACCAAACAGCUCUGCUCUCUCCUGCCUGUCA
This is a messenger RNA of Heterocephalus glaber (naked mole-rat), 2170 nucleotides long. The record is from RefSeq and is a predicted model, not a curated record. Lineage: Eukaryota; Metazoa; Chordata; Mammalia; Rodentia; Bathyergidae.